Oryza brachyantha (malo sina) is the source of this 783-nucleotide messenger RNA. RefSeq names its product peroxidase 5-like. Gene Ontology annotation, biological process: hydrogen peroxide catabolic process; response to oxidative stress. The transcript has 3 exons. The coding region runs from base 1 to 783 and encodes 260 amino acids. NCBI's taxonomy places the organism in Eukaryota, Viridiplantae, Streptophyta, Magnoliopsida, Poales, Poaceae. Gene Ontology annotation, molecular function: heme binding; peroxidase activity. The record is from RefSeq and is a predicted model, not a curated record.
AUGCCGGCCAGCCUCCUCCGGCUGCACUUCCACGACUGCUUCGUCAACGGGUGUGACGGGUCGGUGUUGCUGGAGGCGAGCGACGGGCAGGCGGAGAAGAACGCGAGCCCGAACCUGAGCCUGCGAGGGUUCGAGGUGGUCGACAGGAUCAAGGCGAGGCUGGAGGCGACGUGCAGGCAGACGGUGUCGUGCGCCGACAUCCUCGCCUACGCCGCCAGGGACAGCGUCAGGGUCAUGACUGGCGGCUACGAGUACGCGGUGCCCGGCGGGCGGCCGGACGGCACGGUGUCGCGGGCGAGCAUGACCGGCGACCUCCCGCCCCCGAGGCAGCGGAACGUGGACCUGCUCGCGCAGUACUUCGCGAGGAAGGGCCUGUCCAUGGACGACAUGGUGGUGCUCUCCGGCGCGCACACGCUCGGCGUGGCCAAGUGCGGCACGUUCGCGUACAGGCUGACGAGCGACGGCGACAAGUGCAUGAGCGCGGCGUUCCGGAACGACCUGAGGCGGCAGUGCAACUACAAAUCCGACGCCGUCGUCGCCCUCGACGCCGGCAGCCCGUACGGGUUCGACACCAGCUACUACGGCAACGUGCUCGCCAACUGCACCGUGCUCGAGUCUGACGCCGCGCUGAACUCGCCCAAGACCCUGCAGCUGGUCACCCAGCUCAGGGACAGCAAGGCGCUGUUCAUCAACCGCUUCGCCACCGCCAUGGUCAGGAUGGGCAACCUCCGCGGCGGCAACCCCGGCAAGGUCCGCGACAACUGCAGGCGGGUCAGGACGUGA